Messenger RNA from Linum tenue, 386 nucleotides. Lineage: Eukaryota; Viridiplantae; Streptophyta; Magnoliopsida; Malpighiales; Linaceae. The record is from the annotation of a GenBank genome assembly.
AAUCCAUCAUACGCACGACUUGAAGGUUGUAUCCCUAUCUUUUGCAACACCAAUGUACCAAAAACACUAAUGAUGCCCAUUAUUUAAAUAAAGUUGAUGGAGAAUGAACACGAGAACCACAAUACAGAAAGAUGGGAAAAAGACAUGACAAUAGAAUCCUAAAAAGGCCGUCUCAUUUGAUCUUUCAUGACACAUUUUCCCUCUUUUUGCUUACAGUAUCCAGACGGCCAGUUCCAUCACAAAAAGUUCCGAUAACCCCAAGAGAUGCACAUCAAGAAAGUGAACAACACAUUGCAAGAAGCCACGCAUGCUACGUGAAGACGAUCCCAAGAUUUCUUUGCGUACAGUCUUCUACUAUGGUACUACAUCGAAAUAAACUUUUACCA